Messenger RNA from Schistosoma mattheei, 856 nucleotides. The record is from the annotation of a GenBank genome assembly. Lineage: Eukaryota; Metazoa; Platyhelminthes; Trematoda; Strigeidida; Schistosomatidae.
AUGAGCGCCUCUUGUCAGGCCUUUAAGGUCGUUGAAACGAAACGGCGGGCAACUUUGAAGGAAUAAAUGAAAGCCCAUUAGUCCUGGCAUAACCGUCCGUCAAUAUCUGAAAUACUUAUACCGUAUUUGGACUGUAUAAUUGUAUUUUGAAGAACAUGGUUGAUAACGAAUUAAAAAGCCUCAGUUUAAAUGGGAACCAAAAACGUAGCAAUUAUAUAUCAUGGGAUGAAUAUUUCAUGUCUAUAGCACUAUUGUCCGCUAUGCGCAGUAAAGACCCUUCGACUCAAGUUGGCGCUUGCAUAGUUAACCAAGAAAAGAAAAUUGUUGGAAUAGGAUAUAAUGGAAUGCCCAACGGUAUUUUAGAUGAUGAUGUCCCUUGGGGAAAAGAAUCAACAAAUGAACUUGAAAAUAAGUAUCUUUAUGUUUGUCAUGCAGAGUUGAACGCCGUACUGAAUCGUAAUGAAGCUCAUUCUGGAGGUUGCACACUAUUCACAACAAUGUUCCCAUGUAAUGAAUGUGCUAAAGUUAUUAUACAGGCUGGAAUUAAAGAAGUAGUGUAUUAUUCGGAUAAGAAGAAUGGAACGGAAUCUAAUCAAGCAGCUAAAUAUUUAUUUAAUAAAGCUGGUGUCAGCAUAAGGUAUGAUUUUAUGUUUCUCAUUCUUUGUGUGUGUUUCCACAGAAAAUUCACUCCAACGAAUCGAACUAUCAAUAUUAAUCUUAAUUAACUGAAGAUCCUAAUACAAAAAAAACGGAUAACUUACAAUCGACUAUGUAUCCACUGAAUUUGUACUGGACUGUUAGUUUUUGUAUUCAUAUUAUAGUUUAAUUUAAUAAAUACCGAUCAAUUGAGUAUCUA